Molecule: messenger RNA, 1476 nt
Organism: Fulvia fulva
Lineage: Eukaryota; Fungi; Ascomycota; Dothideomycetes; Mycosphaerellales; Mycosphaerellaceae
Product: Serine--tRNA ligase, cytoplasmic
Exons: 2
Coding region: 1-1476 (491 amino acids)
Biological process (GO): seryl-tRNA aminoacylation
Cellular component (GO): cytosol
Molecular function (GO): serine-tRNA ligase activity; tRNA binding; ATP binding
Source: RefSeq, a predicted model, not a curated record
AUGUUGGACGUCAACGACUUCAUCAAGGAGCGCGGCGGUAACCCAGAAAAGAUCAGAGAAUCGCAACGCAGACGCCAUGCACCGGUAGAGGUUGUAGACGAGGUGAUAGAAAUGUUCGAAGAUCACAGAAAGACACAGUAUGCUGCAGGCACAGAGAUGGGCGCGAAGCUCAACAAGGUGCAAAAAGACAUGGGCUUGAACAAGAAGAACAAGGGCGAUCCAGCAGAGUUCGAGAAGCUGAAGCAGGAGAAGGAUGACUUGACCAAGGAGAAGAAGAGACUGGAGGAGGUCGCUGAGGAGAAGUACGCAGCACUUCUGAAGAAGGUGAAGAGCAUAGGCAACUACGUGCACGACACAGUACCACUCUCAGACAACGAGGACAACAACCGGCUCGAACGAGACUGGGCACCCGAAGGCACAACCCCAGAGAAGAAGGACUGCUUGUCCCACCACGAAGUCCUCACACGACUAGACGGCUACGACGCAGAGCGCGGUGUGAAGAUUGUCGGACACAGAGGUUACUUCCUCACCGACUACGGCUGGUUCCUCAACCAAGCUCUCAUCAACUAUGGCAUGCAAUUCCUCUUCAAGAGAGGCUAUCGACCCAACCAACCACCCUUCUUCAUGCUCCGUGAAGCCAUGGCGAAGACCGCACAGCUCGAGCAGUUCCACGAGGAGCUAUACAAGGUGACGGAGAAGGACAAUGACCCGGCCAGCGACAAGUACCUCAUCGCUACCUCGGAACAGCCUAUCUCAGCUAUGCACGAGGGCGAGUGGAUGAACGACAAGGACCUCCCGAUCAAGUAUGGUGGUUACUCGACCAACUUCCGGAAGGAGGCAGGUUCGCAUGGAAAGGACGCGUGGGGUCUAUUCCGGAUUCACCAGUUUGAGAAGAUUGAGCAGUUCAUCUUUUGCAAGCCGGAUGAUAGCUGGAUGCACUUUGACGCAAUGAUGAACACUUCAGAGGAGUUCUACAAGUCGUUGAAGCUCCCGUACCGAGUGGUGGCGAUCGUCUCUGGUGCGCUGAAUAACGCUGCGGCGAAGAAGUACGAUCUGGAGGCGUGGUUUCCAUUCCAGGGCGAGUACAAGGAGCUGGUGUCAUGCUCGAACUGCACUGACUACCAGACUCGUGAGCUUGAAGUUCGCUUCGGCCAAAAGAAGCAGACCGACGCCUCAUUCCAAAAGACCUACGUCCACGCCCUCAACUCGACUCUCUGCGCGACCGAACGUGCCCUCUGCUGCGUGCUCGAGAACUACCAGACAGAAGAGGGUCUCGUUGUCCCAGAGGUCCUGCGGGAUUUCAUGCCUAACAAGGAGGAGUUCCUGCCAUUCGUGAAGGAGCUGCCGAAGGACUCGACUAGCUUGAAGGCGAAGGAUAAGGCGGAGCAGAACAGGGGUGGUGGCAAGCCGAAGUUACCGCAGGAGGGUCAGGUCGUUGAGAGACCGAAGGCCGUGGCGGAGGAGAAGAGAUCGUAG